This is a messenger RNA of Biomphalaria glabrata, 1320 nucleotides long. RefSeq lists its product as uncharacterized. NCBI's taxonomy places the organism in Eukaryota, Metazoa, Mollusca, Gastropoda, Planorbidae. The coding region runs from base 298 to 1206 and encodes 302 amino acids. The transcript is spliced from 4 exons. Gene Ontology annotation, biological process: negative regulation of cell differentiation; osteoblast differentiation; dorsal/ventral pattern formation. The record is from RefSeq and is a predicted model, not a curated record.
AGUCCCUUCAGAUACAUACGUAUCCAUUCAGGUGACGGGCAUGUAAAUAGACUUGGAGGCGAUCCAUCACACAAUAACACAAGGGGGAGACAAUUGGAAUAAGGCUAUACCAGUAGCAGCACCAGUGACAGAGAGAGACGGAGCAGACGGGGAAACAUGGCAGACGGGAAGGGAAGCAGACGUAAAGUGCGCCAUAUUUAAAGAGAUGGACAUGGCCAGCCGCAGGACAAUGAUGUGAACUGGACUAGCCACUUGUGACCUAUUAUUCUUUUUAAUAUUAACUGACCACUGUCCAGUAUGGAGCAUACGACAUCUCUACUGGUCCUAGUUCUUCAUAUGCUACGUAGUUUGGCUGAUCCGUUAGAGGACUCCAAUAAUGCUAAGUCCUCAGUACAGAACGGGAAGAGAGCUGUAGAAGACCUUUUCGAUUUCAAUCUCCUAGAGUACACACCUCCUAACAAAAGUCUGAAGGCCGACAGAUUGAUGGAAAGGAUGGGCAAACAUUUUGAUUCGUUCUGGAUGUCAGUCGAGAAGCCUUCAAAUCACGAGGAUCUGUUCGUGAAGGGAAAUCUGGAGACGCCAAUAGAAAAAAAUUACCUGGCUUUCAAUCUCACCGGUUUGCAGACGGUACUAGCCGUCAACGACACGCAUGACAACAGCACGAUAACGACUGUGGUGUCCAGUGUCCGAGAUUGGCUAAACUAUCAAAUGUCCUGCCCAGUUUAUUACGAGUGGAAAGACCUCGGGGCUCUCUACUGGCCAAGAUGGGUCAGGAGAGGAAUGUGCAAUGCCAAAGAGGCCAAGUGUAAAAACGCGAAGCCGACAAAGGAAUCGUCUUGCUCCUGGCCACCUGGCAUGAACUGCAUCCCUGACAAGGCCAAAAAACUUCGCAUUCUUCGCUGGCAAUGCCUACAUCACAAGGGCCCCUUUAAUACUCUCCCACACGCGGUCUUCAAGGGCGUGGAACCGCAUCACGUCGACGCAUUGAAGAAAACACUGGGCGUCUCGAAUGUUGUGAUGAUUCCCUCCAGCCCAAAGGAUGACGAUGACCCACUUUUACAUUUCUGGCGCCGUGAGGAUGACCCUAACCACACCGAGAACUGGAAAAGACAGAUAUAUGUGAACAUCAAAAGAAAGCCCUACAAAAGAUGUCGUUGGGGAAAGAUUCCGUACCCUGUUACAGAUGACUGUUUCUGUUCCAGUUAAAUCUGUGCAUCUGUCUUUCUCUUGUUCGCAGUUGCUUGAUACAAUGUAAUGUAUUUAAAAAGACAAAGCAUUGAACAUUAAAAUUUUCCAUUUAAAAUGGAAUUAAAAACUUAA